CACACACUGAGGAGGACAGGAGCGAGGGAUUCAGCAAAGGACAAGAUAGCCCUGUCAAUACAGAUCCAUGGAGUGGAGUAGGAGAGCUAUCCCUGUCUCUGGGAUCUUCCUACUCUUUUGGAGGGUCACCAUGCAGAUAGACAACGUGGCAUUGAGAGGAGUGGCUGCUCAGUCUUCCCUUUUUAAUUGGGAAAAUAGUCCAAGUAAAGUCAUCGAUGGAAACCGCAACACUAACUAUAACUAUGGUGGAUCCUGCAGCAGCACUGCGUUUAACACCAACCCCUGGUGGAGAGUGGACCUGCUGGAUGUGUACAGAGUGACAGCUGUCAACAUCACCAACAGAGGAGACUGCUGUCCUGAGAGACUUGAUGGUGCUGAGAUCCGCAUCGGUAACUCACUGGAGAACAACGGCAUCAACAACCCCAGAUGUGUUGUCAUCUCCAACAUCCCAGCAGGAAAGACCUACACCUUCCAGUGUAAUGAGAUGGAGGGUCGCUAUGUUGUUGUGGUGAUCCCUGGACAGAACAAGAUUCUCACUCUGUGUGAGGUGGAAGUAUUUGCCACAGUCAAACCUCCAGCCCCAAAGUCAAAGAGAACGGUGGUGAGGAUGAAGAUCCAAUCAGAUGCUGAUCUGACAGACCAGGCAGUCAGUGACCAGCUACUACAGCAGCUGAAUGUAGAGCUCGUGAAGCAGGGGGUGUCUGACAUUCAACUGCGCUGGAGGACUCAGCCAGAUGGACAGAUUUUCCACCGUGAGGAAGAAGAGAAGGAGGGUGGACCCACACAGACAGGACGAUGCUGCAGCCCGGAAACUAGCAGCGGAUCUCGACUCACUAAUGGCCUUGACCAUUUCAAUGGGCGACUACGGGAACAAUGGAAGGAGAGGAGAUUGGAUUUCACUCACCAGUCCAAGGAUUCCACCUCGCCUCCGAGCCCGUUCUGCCACACCCAUUGGCUGAAGUCAGUGCAGCCUGCCCCAGGACGUCUUCCUGGGGGCUCGGAAGUUGCCCUGGACCUCUUCGCCAUUCAAGCGGUGUACCAGGACCUCCAGAGGUGUUCAAACCACUACCUGCUACCUCUCAUCUUCUUGGCCUAUGAGCCGCUCCAGGGGACCACCGUGUUCUUGAAGCUGGACCUAUGGAAUGCCUACCACCUGGUGCGGAUAUGGGAAGGGGACAAGUGGAAGACUGCAUUCAACACGGUCAGCGGUCACUAUGAGUAUCUGGUCAUGCCAUUUGGCCUUACCAAUGCCCCUGCUAUGUUCCAGGCUCUGGUUAAUGAUGUUGUCUGCAAUAUGUUGAACCGUUUUGUCUUCCUCUACCUCGAUGACAGCCUUGUCUUCUCCCGCUCCACCCAAGAACAUGUGCUCCAUUGGCCCCAGCCUAUGUCCAGAGUACAGCUGCAAUGUUUCCUGGGAUUCGCCAAAUUUUGUCACCGCUUUAUCCAGGGCUACAGCACCCUGGCAUCCCCCUUGUCUGCACUUACCUCUCCCAAGUUCAUGGUGGAGGCUGAUGCUUCUGAUGUCGGAGUGGGGGCUGCCCUGACCCAGCGGUCUGCCCUGGACCUCAAGUUACAUCCCUACGCCUUCUUCUCCCACCGCCUCAACGCCACGGAGAGAAGUUACAAUGGGGGGAAUUGUGAGCUUCUCGUGGUGAAGAUGGCAUUGGAGGAGUGGAGGCACUGGCUGGAGGGGGUGGAACAUCCUUUCAAUGUGUGGACUGACCACAAGAAACUGGAAAAUCUCUGCACCGCCAAGUGCCUCAAUUCCAGGCAAGCUCGGUGUGCCCUGCUGUUCACCCGGUUCAACUUCUCCCUCUCAUACCGGCUAGGAUCCAAGAAUGUCAAGCCGGAUGUGCUGUCAUGCCGCUAUAGCCCCACGGACACUACCCCGGAAUCUGAGACCAUCCUUCUCACCUCGUGCCUGGUGACGGCACUCAGCUGGGGAAUAGGGAAUCAGGUUCGUGAGGCUCAGCAUUCCGAGCCGAACCCCAGCGGGGACCCAGAUAUCCAAAUGUUCAUUCCUGGCGUGGGCCACUCCUCGUUCCUGGAGUUCCACCCCCAAUCCAACGGCCAGUUGGAGCGAGCCAACCAGGACCUAGAAACUACUCUGAGUUGCCUGGUAUCUGCCAACCCCACCACCUGGAGCCAGCAGCUUGUGUUGGUUGAAUACGCCCGCAACACCCUUCCCUGGUAUGCUACGGGCCUAUCACCCUUUGAGAGUUCCCUGGGAUACAGAUCCAUGGAGUGGAGUAGGAGAGCUAUCCCUGUCUCUGGGAUUUUCCUACUCUUUCUGAGGGUCACGGUGCAAAUAGACAACGUGGCAUUGAGAGGAGUGGCUGCUCAGUCAUCACAGUUUUCGGAUCGCAAUGCUCACUAUGCAAUUGAUGGGAACAGCAACACAAACUAUGGAUCCUGCACCCACACUGCACAGGAAACCAACCCCUGGUGGAGAGUGGACCUGCUGGAUGUGUACAAAGUGACAGCUGUCACAAUCACCAACAGAGAUGACGUUGCUGAGAGACUUGAUGGUGCUGAGAUCCGUAUCGGUAACUCACUGGAGAACAAUGGCAUCAACAACCCCAGAUGUGAUGUCAUAUCCCACAUCCCAGCAGGAAAGACCAACACCUUCCAGUGUAAUGAGAUUGAGGGUCGCUAUGUUGUUGUGGUCAUCUAUGUCAGGAAGGAAUAUCUCACUCUGUGUGAGUUGGAAGUAUAUGGCACUCCUGCAGUAAAUGUAGCAUUGAAAGGAGUGGCCAGCCAGUCAUCACUGAAUGGGUAUGGCAAUGCUCACAAUGCCAUUGAUGGGAACAGAGAAUCAGACUAUUACAAAACAUCCUGCACACACACUGCAAAGGAGACCAAACCCUGGUGGAGAGUGGACCUGCUGGAUGUGACCAGAGUGACAGCUGUCAGCAUCACCAACAGAGGAGAUGAUGUUCCCGAGAGGCUUGAUGGUGCUGAGAUUCGUAUUGGUAACUCACUGGAGAACAACGGCAUCAACAACCCCAGAUGUGAUGUCAUAUCCCACAUCCCAGCAGGAAAGACCUACACCUUCCAGUGUAAUGCGAUGGAGGGUCGCUAUGUUGUUGUUGUCAUCCCUGGCAGGUCGGAAUGGCUCACACUUUGUGAGGUGGAAGUAUUUGCCACAGUCAAACCUCCAGAGUCUUCCACAGAAGCCCCCAAGUCAAAGAGAACGGUGGUCAGGAUGAAGAUCCAAUCAGAUGCUGAUCUGACAGACCAGGCAGUCGGUGACCAGCUCCUACAGCAGAGCUCGUGA
Oncorhynchus keta (chum salmon) is the source of this 3277-nucleotide messenger RNA. RefSeq lists its product as uncharacterized. NCBI's taxonomy places the organism in Eukaryota, Metazoa, Chordata, Actinopteri, Salmoniformes, Salmonidae. Gene Ontology annotation, molecular function: nucleic acid binding. The transcript has 21 exons. Gene Ontology annotation, biological process: DNA integration. The coding region runs from base 68 to 3277 and encodes 1069 amino acids. The record is from RefSeq and is a predicted model, not a curated record.